AUGGAGCCGGAAGAGCGAAAGAUCUCUGUGUGGGUCUGCCGGGAGGAGAAGCUGGUCUCCAGGCCUACGAAGCAAACCACCUGCACCGACGUGGUCAAAGUCCUGCUGGAGGACCAGAACCUGCAGCAGGGCACCUCGGCGGAUAUGCUGUCCGGCUCUCCGCAGUCCUAUUGCGUGGUAGAGAAAUGGAGAGGCUUCGAGAUGAUUUUACCCAAUAAGACCAAGAUCCUCCGGCUGUGGAGUCCCUGUGGGGAUGAGCAAGAUAAUGUCCGCUUCGUCCUGGUGAAGAACGAGGCUUUGCUGCUCAACAACGGGCCCCGCAGCGCCGAGGCCCGUGUGGUCCAGACCUGGGAGAGCGGCGGUCCAAGCUGGUUGCUAAUAGGCACCGCCAGGACUUGCUUGACCGCCGCGGCCGCUGCCGCUAACAUGUCCCAGGAGAAACAGAGACGAAUAGUCAGGAAGGCUUUCAGGAAGUUGGAUAAGAUUAACAAAAAUAAAGGACAGGCUGUUCCUAAAGAUAAGGGCUCCAUGGAGAAGAUUGAGACUCUGGCUCACCUGGUGAUCUCCCAGGAUCACACAAUCCGCCAUCAGAUCCAGAGGAUCAAGGAGCUGGACCGGGAGAUAGAGCGGUACGAGGCCAAAGUGCACUUCGACCGCAUUAAGAGACACGGGGUAAACUAUGUGCAGGACACAUACAUGGUGGACUGCUCCUCGGAGGCUCCCGCUCCUACAGACUGCAAGCUCAAAGCGGAGCGACAGGUCGCGCGGUGCACAGCGGAUACGGUCGUCCAGUUCGAGGAGUACGCGCGCCGGUGUCAGGAGGUGGUGGGGCUGCAGGAGGAGCUGACGGUGAGCGAGGCACUUGUGGAGAGCAUAACCGGGGAGAUCCAGGAGGAGCUCAACCGGCGGUGGAUUAAGCAGCGGCGUGAGGAUAGAGUAGCGGAAGUGACGAAGGAUACAGACAGCGUCGUGGAGGAGAUGUGCCUGGCAGCGUCUGCCGCUCCAGCUGUGGAAAGUUUGUCUGAGAACGAGUUUGCACUAGCUGAGAGGAUCAAAACGCACCUGGACACCAGUCUGUACAUUGACCUGCGUCUGAAGACAGACCUAGACGCCAUCAGGGGGGACUUGGACCUGAGUUUGGCGCUCUGGGAAACCAGGGAGAGUGAACUUUUGGACCUUCUGGCCAAAGUUGAGACCAUGGAGAUAGAGCAGGUAAACAACAAACUGACUGAUGAUGAUAAGGCAGAGCUGGGUGCAGUGAGCCCUGAGGUUGAGCCUGCAUCAGCAGAAAAGAGUACUGUCUGGGUGGACAACCCAGUACCACGCCUAAGCGUGUAA
Messenger RNA from Perca flavescens (yellow perch), 1338 nucleotides. Its product is annotated as ras association domain-containing protein 10-like. The transcript has a single exon. Bases 1 to 1338 code for a protein of 445 amino acids. The record is from RefSeq and is a predicted model, not a curated record. Gene Ontology annotation, biological process: signal transduction. NCBI's taxonomy places the organism in Eukaryota, Metazoa, Chordata, Actinopteri, Perciformes, Percidae.